This is a messenger RNA of Cryphonectria parasitica EP155, 1135 nucleotides long. RefSeq names its product amidohydrolase 2. Gene Ontology annotation, cellular component: cytoplasm; cytosol. The transcript has a single exon. Gene Ontology annotation, biological process: secondary metabolic process. The record is from RefSeq and is a predicted model, not a curated record. NCBI's taxonomy places the organism in Eukaryota, Fungi, Ascomycota, Sordariomycetes, Diaporthales, Cryphonectriaceae. Gene Ontology annotation, molecular function: hydrolase activity; carboxy-lyase activity. Bases 1 to 1065 code for a protein of 354 amino acids.
AUGUUGGGGAAGAUCGCGCUAGAAGAGGCUUAUGAGAUGGUCGGUAUGGAAGCCAAGUCUCAGCGUGAAGCCUCCUUCUAUAUCAACCCGUCCGAUAGGCACCGGUACAUGAGCGCAAUCAGCGAUAUCAAUGACAAGCGCGUCAAGCUGGCCGACGAAUACGGAAUCGGUUAUACCAUCGUGUCUCUCACUGUACCUGGCAUUCAAGGUAUUUGGGACAAGGCCGAGGCCGAACGGCGUGCUACCGAGACCAAUAACUGGGUUGCGGAGCAGAUCAAGUCCAAACCCGAUAAGCUGGGGGCCUUUGCUUGCCUUUCUAUGCAUGAUCCUGUACAGGCAGCGAAGGAGUUGACGCGGUGCGUCAAGGAGCUUGGCUUUCAUGGCGCCCUGCUGUGCGACUUCCAGCAUGCCGGCCCUAACGGGGAGACAUACCUGUUUUAUGACCAACCGGCGUACGAUCCUUUCUGGCAGGCUCUUCAGAAUCUUGAUGUCCCUCUAUAUAUCCACCCCGCUGCUCCCGCGGAUAUCAUCUACGACAAACUAUAUGCUCAGCGCAAGUUUCUCAUUGGGCCGCCUCUGUCCUUCGCCAACGGCGUUAACCUUCACCUCCUUGGUAUCAUUACCAAUGGGGUCUUUGAUCGCUUCCCCAAGGCCAAAGUCAUUGUCGGUCAUCUGGGCGAGCAUAUCCCAUUCGACUUCUGGCGUAUCAACCACUGGAUUGAGGACGUUGAGAGACCUAUCGCAUUGGAGCAGGGCUACGAAAGGAUCUGCAAGCGAAAUAUCUACCAUUACUUCAAAAACAACAUCUGGGUCACCACUAGCGGGCACUUCUGCACCCAGUCUUUGAAAUUUGUAGUCGAUGCGAUCGGUGCGGACCGCAUCCUCUUCAGCGUGGACUACCCUUACGAGACGAUCGAGAACUGUUCUGCUUGGUGGGAUGGGAAAGCCGAGGAGGUCAAAGAUGCGGUUGGCGGGUUGGAUAACUACAGGAAAAUUGGCAGGGAGAAUGCAAAGGCGUUAUUGAAGCUCGACAAGUACCACGACUCUGAGGCCCCCGUUUUGUGAUCUAAAAAGCGAUGAGCGUAUGUUCAGAUUAGCAAAUUUCUACUAGUCUCCUAAAUUCGGAGCUGGGAGU